AUGUCUGAACAUCAAGCAACCAAGCAGUUUGUUCCGCUUGCCACAACUGUGGAAGAUCAAGAGAAAUUUCAAGCUCUUGUGAAGACUAAAAGUUUCUCAAAUUCGGCUCUGGGUGGCACUCUCACUCAUACCAAUAGUGGUCUCAAGGAUUUGGCAUCAGAUGAUUCUGCCAAUCCACUUCUGCCCAAUCAUGUUUUGCCUCCUCCAACACAAUUGCCGUUUGCUUCCUCAUUGAAUAGAGAGUAUGAACCAGUUUCAGAGUUAUUGAAGAGAAGACGAUUCGACGAUGAUGCCCUUCAACAAAUUAAAGACCCUCAAGAACCUGAAUUGAAAGGCAGACACAAUUUUAAGAUUCUGAGAGUUUUUAGUGUGGAAUGGUUUUUAAUUUUCAUUGGUUGUUUGGGGUGUAUUGUUUCCGGUGUCAUGCCACUUGUAUUCUACUUGCUCUUUGGUUACUUUGUUGAUGAUGCUAUCGAAUUCGCCAAAAGUGCAAUCACAGAACAACGAUUGAAGGACAAGAUCUUUAUUUACACGAUGGGAUUUGUUGCCAUUGGUGUCGCUCAAGGUAUUUCACAAUUUACCAGCGGAUUGAUGUUCAGUUGGGCAGGUGACAGAAUUGCCAUUAGAUUGCGAAGAGCCUAUUUCAAUGCUUUGAUUUCCAUGGAAAUUGGUUUUUUCGAUAUUAAACCUCUUGGUCAGUUAACAGCUCCUCUCUUUGAGGAUGUUUCCAAAAUUCAAGAUGCCUUCACUUUGAGAAUUGGUACCAUGAUUACACAAUUCUCGACAGCCAUCUCUGUGGUUGUGGUUUGUACCAAGCUCAUUGAAGUGUUUUCAAAUAGAAUUAAUAAGGCCACUAACACUGCUGCUGGUAUUGCAAACGAAGUUGCAGGAUGCAUCAAGACUGUUCGAUCCAUGGCUGGUGAUAAGAGAGAACGAGCCAGAUUUGCCAAGGCUCUCGCCAGUGCACCAUUUUCAAUCUUUGGAAAAGCUUUGGCUAUGGGAAUUUCCAUUGGUAAUUCGUACUUGUUCAUUAACUGUUUCUUCGGUUUGACCUUUUGGUUUGGUGCCAACUUGAUUAUUGAAGGUGACGCAACAUUGGGUGAAGUCGUUCAAGUUUUCGGUAUUAUGUUACUUGCUAUUUUAGUCCAGUGCCAGUCAAAAGAGCUGUUGAAGGUAUUGCAAAGAGUUCCAGCCAUUGUUGAGAAGGAAGGAGGAAUUAAACUUGACAAGGUUCAAGGAGAAAUUACUGUUGAAGGUAUUGAAUUUGCCUAUCCUUCAAGACCUCACAUUACUGUUCUUAAGGACUUUAACUUGAAGAUUAAGGCUGGAAAGUCACUUGCUUUGGUGGGUGGAUCAGGUUCAGGUAAAUCCACAAUUAUUGGUUUAUUGGAACGAUUCUAUGUUCCUCAAAAAGGACGUGUCUUAUUGGAUGGAGUUGACAUUUCUGAGAUGGACACUGAGUGGCUUCACAAAGUGAUUGGUAUUGUCACCCAAGAACCUGUAUUAUUCCAAGGUACUAUCAAGGAAAAUAUUGCCUACUCUAUUGGAGGUCUUCCUAGGAAGGAAUCAUCUGAACUUCAACAACGAAUUGAGGAAGCUGCUAAGGCUGCCAAUGCUCAUAACUUUAUUAAGGAAUUACCUAACGGUUACAAUACAAAGCUUGGUGAGAAGGGUGUCUCAUUAUCUGGUGGUCAGAAACAAAGAAUUGCCAUCGCAAGAGCCAUUCUCCAAAAUCCACAAAUUCUUCUCCUCGACGAAGCUACCAGUGCUCUUGACGCUGAAAGUGAAUCUCUCGUUCAAGAAGCUCUUGAUCGAUUAAUGAAAGGAAGAACAACUAUUUGUGUGGCUCACCGUCUUGCAACCAUUAAGAACUCGGAUGAAAUUGUAGUGAUGGAUCAUGGUAGAAUUAUUGAACGAGGAACUCACGACUCAUUGGUCCGUAUUCCAAACGGAGCAUACAGAGGUUUGGCUGAGAAGCAGUCCAUGAUUUAA
Naegleria lovaniensis is the source of this 1992-nucleotide messenger RNA. RefSeq lists its product as uncharacterized. The record is from RefSeq and is a predicted model, not a curated record. The coding region runs from base 1 to 1992 and encodes 663 amino acids. Gene Ontology annotation, cellular component: membrane. Gene Ontology annotation, molecular function: ATP binding; ABC-type transporter activity; ATP hydrolysis activity. The transcript has 9 exons. Gene Ontology annotation, biological process: transmembrane transport. NCBI's taxonomy places the organism in Eukaryota, Heterolobosea, Eutetramitea, Acrasida, Naegleriidae.